GAGUACCGGCAACUCCCUGACGACUCUCAGUACAUCGAGAAGUUCUACAAUGAGCUAAGUACCUUCCACGAUGAAUUGAAAGGUAACACGGGGAUACCGCAGAGCUCCUUUUCAGAGUUCGAGGACAACCCCAACGCGCUGAUUGCCACACUGGAGGACUUCAUACAGGACAAGAUCCUAUCCGUGUACGGGGGUCGAGUGGAUUCCGGCGCAAAGGUUGUCAUCCAACGGUAUGGCGAGUUCCUCCACAACGUGAAGACCACCCUGAUACUGAACGGUGGCCAUCCUUUCAUAUUUGACGUUCUGAUCCAGAACAAGCAGUUGUUUGAUGGGUUUGAUAAA
This is a messenger RNA of Williopsis jadinii, 342 nucleotides long. RefSeq names its product Fmp23p (gene FMP23). The record is from RefSeq and is a predicted model, not a curated record. The annotation marks the transcript as partial. NCBI's taxonomy places the organism in Eukaryota, Fungi, Ascomycota, Saccharomycetes, Phaffomycetales, Wickerhamomycetaceae. The transcript has a single exon.